Saccostrea cuccullata (small rock oyster) is the source of this 3360-nucleotide messenger RNA. RefSeq lists its product as uncharacterized. Gene Ontology annotation, biological process: DNA catabolic process. Gene Ontology annotation, molecular function: nucleic acid binding; 3'-5'-DNA exonuclease activity. The transcript has 8 exons. Lineage: Eukaryota; Metazoa; Mollusca; Bivalvia; Ostreida; Ostreidae. Gene Ontology annotation, cellular component: cytoplasm. The coding region runs from base 154 to 2448 and encodes 764 amino acids. The record is from RefSeq and is a predicted model, not a curated record.
AGAAACAAGCCUAGACUGGACAAGGACUGGAGGGCAGGACGUAGAGUUAUUGAAUUAGGAGUGCUGGCAGAUGGACUGUCCGGGUGUAAAAAGUGUGGUCUACCCCUCCAACUGUCUCAUUGCACAGGAAUUAUAACCUUUGGUCUUGCAGCUAUGCUCAAGAUACCAUGCAUGAAUACCCAAUGCCAAUAUGUUAACAAUGUGCCUACUGGAAAGAGACACAAUAGAGUCUGGGAUGCUAACAGCAAGCUAGCUGCAGCUGUCCAACAUACUGGUAUUGGUUAUGAACAGAUCAGUGGAAUACUUGCUGAAUUAAAUGUCCCACCUGUCAGUCGAACAUUACUGAGUAGCAGGCAGGAAGAGGUUGGAUCUGCCACAGAGUCAGUUGCAACAGAAACAAUUCAGGAAGCUCUUGAACAGGAAGUCCUGACAACAUCUAUGAGCAAUCAAUCUUCCUCCAUUACUGUGAGUGUAGAUGGGGCAUGGCAAAAGCGAGGAAGUGGGAGGUCAUAUGACAGCCUUACUGGACACUGCUCAAUGAUAGGAAGCCAGACGGGAAAAAUUGUGGGUUAUAGCUUUAGGAACAAAUCAUGUAGAAUUUGUGAACGAGCAGAAAAAAACAACCAAGCCCCAGUUCCACAUGAAUGCAAAAGGAAUUGGACAGGUAGCUCCAAGUCCAUGGAAUCUGACAUGGUGGUGGAAUUGGUUAAAUCAACAUUGAAGAAAGGGAUUCAAGUAGAGGCACUAGUUGGGGAUGACGACACAACCACAAUGUCAAGAAUUCAUAAAGAAAUAGACCCAAGCAUCAAAAAGCACUCCGACAAAAAUCAGAUUAAAAAAAAUGUAUCCAGUUCACUCUAUGCGCUGCAAAAGAAACACAACAGUUUAUCAUCAAAAGUGAUAAAAUACAUUCAGAAGUCUUUCAACUAUAUGAUCUCUCAAAACCAGGGGAAUCCCACCGGGAUAGAGAAAGGCCUUGAUGCUCUGGCUCUUCACCCAUUCAAUGACCACAGCCAGUGUAGUGAAGUAUGGUGCCACCAAAAAAGAAAUACAACAAAGAAAUACAGUUCACUACCCUAUGGACGGCCUUUAGAGAGUGAGAACCUAAAGCAAGAUCUUUUAAGCAUUUUCAACAGACUAAAGAAACAUAGCACCAACCUUGCCAAUCUUGGAAGCACCCAAGCAAAUGAAAGCUUCAACAAGACAGUAGCUUCCAAGGCACCUAAAUCCCGCCUCUUCAGUCGUACUUUUGGCUACAGAGUUGCAGCUAGUGUAGCACAGAAAAACCUAGGGCAACGGUAUUUGAUUGAGGUCAACAAAAAAAUGGGAUUAUCACCAGGCGGACACACCAAAAAAUUGACUGCAAAAAAGGACAAGUCUGCUGGUCGUAAAAAUGCAUUGUCACUAACUACGAAGGCAAAGAGGAGGAGAUUAUUUCUCAAGGCAGAAAGGAAACAAGUGAUAGCCUGCAAAGAAACAAGAGAGGGGCCAACUUACUCUUGCGGUAUUGGUUUGCAUACUGGGAAUGACACUGAAACCAUUCCAGCUCCUGUUACCCAGCCCCUAAAACAGCCUCUACAGAUUUCUAAAGAGAAUCCUUUGAUCUUUUUUGACCUUGAAUCAACAGGACUAGCAAGGACCUCUCAUAUCACACAGAUGGCAGCUGUGUUUGAAGAGGAAGUGUUCUCAGAAUAUGUCACGCCAGAGGUUCCUAUCACACAGAAAGCUGCAGAAGUCACCGGAAUUACAUUUUUAGCAGGAAAAAUGUAUUGUAGAAAUGUUGAAGUUAAUGCUCUCAAACUCACUGCUGCUGUCAAUUCCAUUCUUGAUUUUUUCUCAAAGUUUCAGUCAAAGGUAGUUUUGAUUGGUCAUAAUGUUAAAUCAUUUGAUUGUCAAUUAUUUUUAAAUGCUGUUGAGGCUUGUGGGAAAACUGAUGAAUUUUCAAAAUGCAUAGCUGGAUUUAUAGACACAAAGUUACUUUUCAAACUUUUUGAUCCAGAAUUAAAAUCUUACUCACAGAGUGAACUUUUCAAGCACUAUCUUUCAUUAGAUUGCAGUGCUCAUAAUGCUCUGGAUGAUGUGAUGGCAUUACAGAAACUUGUGAAUUCUGUUGGGAUUGAUGUAACCAGCUCCAUGUAUUCAGCUGCUUCUUUAACAUUUUCAAAUGCUUUUGAAAACUUUAAGUACAGUUCUGAGGUUCAUAAAAAUGCACCUUCUUUAGAACAUUUAGUUAGGGAGAAGAUUUUAAGCAAGAGCAUGGCCAACAAAAUUGCAGGUAUUGGGUUAAACUUUAGGUUUUUGCAAAUGGCCUACACUAGAAACCCUCAGGAUGGAAUUCUGAAUUUACUUUCAGAGCAAAUAGUAGACACUGAUCAUGUUCGUGUUACAAAGUCUCAAAAAGUAAUUUCAUGCUUGAACAAAUAUUUUGCUUCCAAAUGUGAAAGUUAACUAGAUUUCUGAAAAUUUGUAGAAUUUUCAAAGGAAUUGUCAUUUUCAGGGUAACUAUAUCAUUGUGCAUGUAUAUGCAAAUGUUGACCAGUACAUUGUAACACAAUAUUUGAAAAAAAGUAAGUGUUAUGUGAUUACCAGGUAGCAAGAUUUCGAACAUUAGUAGAAUUUUCAAAGGAUGUCAUUUUCAUGGUAACUAUAUCAUUGUGCAUGUAUAUGCAAAUGUUGACCAAUAAAUCAUGUACAUUGUAACACAAUAUCUGAAUCAAAGUAAGUGUUAUGUGAUUACCAGGUAGCUAGAUUUCUGAACAUUAGUAGAAUUUUCAAAGGAUGCUAUUUUCAUGGUAACUAUAUCAUUGUGCAUGUAUAUGCAAAUGUUGACCAGUACAUCAUGUACAUUGUAACAAAAUAUUUGAAUCAAAGUAAGUGUUAUGUGAUAAUGAAUGAUAUACCGGGGUAUUUUUAUUACAGUUGAAGAUUGUUUUUACUUUAUACUUAUAAUUGUGUAUGUAGAGUAUGGAUUUUAUGAAUGUAAAAAAGUUAAAGUAUGUUAAAUGUUAUGUAGAUGUAUAUUUAUUAAUUUUGUACACUAAGACUAUUUAUUUAAGUUAUGAUUUUUCUAAGAAGUAUUGAAAGGUUUAUCAAAUCUAGCUAUUAAUUAUUCCUUAAUAUUUAACUGUUUAAUGUAAAUUAAGUUCCUUUGAAUAAGCUAAAUUUUUCAAUGAAUAAAUUGUAUGAAAAAUUUCCUAAAAUUUCGACAUGAAAGAUUUUUCUCAUAUGAAUAGCACUAUAAGCAUAAAUUAUAUGACAGAGGAAAUUCGGAAUUUAGAUGUCAGUUGUGUGAAAUACCUGUGAAAUAAAUAUUUAUUUAUGUAAGUAUAAUAAAUAAAGGUAUGUGUGUCUUCAUUUAUA